Molecule: messenger RNA, 6488 nt
Organism: Planococcus citri (citrus mealybug)
Lineage: Eukaryota; Metazoa; Arthropoda; Insecta; Hemiptera; Pseudococcidae
Gene: Abl
Product: tyrosine-protein kinase Abl
Exons: 15
Coding region: 1401-5066 (1221 amino acids)
Biological process (GO): protein phosphorylation
Molecular function (GO): protein binding; non-membrane spanning protein tyrosine kinase activity; ATP binding
Source: RefSeq, a predicted model, not a curated record
UAGUUUAUCAUCUGUUUUCAAGGUUGUUUAGCGAGUACGAGAAACCGAUCGACAAUGCAAAUCGUCAGCCACGCGCGAAUAUGUCGAGCUUUUUUUCCUCCUGUGAUGUUGUUAAACAAGUUCGGAAAGUAAUUACCAAAGUAACAUCGUCGGCGGAAGAUAGAAAUUGUAGAAAAAAUGCCACCUAAUUGCAGAUUAUACUGUUGCGCUGGUUUGGCUGGUUUGUCUGAGAAGUUGGAGUGAUAGGAUCGGGGGAAAUAUUUGCUUGUGUUCUCCAUCACGGUUCGACUUCUUCGGUAAUUAUUACCACCAUCAUCCGCUCUCUGUGUUAGGUAAACGAAUACGCAUCCUCUGUAUAUUGUACCUAUUGUAAAGACCAAUACAUUAAUGCACAUUCCGUUCCGCCAGCUGUUCUGUGCAGUGUGCACUGCCUUAGUCUUCAGUUAAACCGAGGCGACCGUUUACGUCGGUCGCGUUUCGUUCUUCAGUCUCGUUAUCACCGCCGAUGAUUCUUGUUUGAUCUUCAACUUCGUGACGCUGAUGUAAACUUUCAAUUUGUAGAUACAGUGUACGUAGCACCUACGAAUACGUUGCAUUGUAAUCGCCGAAAGCGUGCAUUGAAAUCGCUCUAAAUGUCGAAUUAUCCGGCGCGGCGCGAGUUUGAUCGAAUGUGAAAUUUGAUUUUAUACAUAUAUUUUAUCUGUUCGUUCCGACGACACUUAAAUCUGCAACCAUAACCAGUGUUAUGAAAAUUCAAUUUUUCACAUUACCUUCCGUUUCGGUGUGCAAUUUCAACUACGUUUCGCCCGAGGCUAGUUGAUGGUUUAUUUUCUCAAUUUUCGUCGUAUUUUCACCUGCUCGAUGUGUAAUCGAUUCUCUGAUCAAAUCGAUCGUUGUUGCUAUGACGGUCGUACACUUUUUUGUAUACCGGUGAAAUAACCAAAGAUGCCACGAAUUGUUGAUCCUGUAUCUGACGUAGUGUUUGACUCUCAUUCAAUAUUAAUUACAAACUACCUACUUACUCGGCUACGGUUUCAUCUUAUUGUAAUCCUAUCGUCGAUCACAUCACGUGUUGGCGAUUGUUGUUUGCUCAUCGAUCGAGUUAUUCAAAUUUCGCAUAUCAUCGAUAAAUUUGCUGCCACUGCGAAAAUGAUCCACAUCAAUAUGAAGAAGUGCUCGUGCUUGUAUUUUACUUGAUUUUAUUUUGAUUCGAUGCCGAUAUUGUGCUGGGGGAGUUAUUACCUAUUUAUAGUGAUAAGACGAACGUGUUGAAGUGACGGCUUGUUUUAGCUUUCAUUCUGUUGUUUUGUUUGUUUCGGUCUCGCUCUCCGUAUCAGUGUGUGACGCGAUUGACAAUUUUAUCAGUUUGUGAGGUGUUCAGUGUAUUGUGAAUUGUGAUCAUGAAAUGUGCCGGUGGUGGGUUUCGAUUUCGCAAGAAAAAACACGAUGUUAAAAGGAAUGUUUCAAACUCGGAGGCGUGUUUUUGGUAUGGUCAAGUUGAACACGACACAGAGGCUCUACUGCAAAGUCGUCCAUUACCUCACAUUCCUGAUAUACCCGAUACCGAUCCAAAUCUACCAGCUUCGAGCGUUGUUCUUCCUAGCAAUGGUAAUUUGUCAUUGGAAACGGCUGCCCAAAGAUGGACUUCCAAAGAGAACCUACUUACUCAAGAAGACGACGAUCCUCAAUUGUUCGUGGCAUUGUACGAUUUUCAAGCAGGCGGUGAAAAUCAGCUGAGUUUGAAAAAAGGCGAACAAGUGCGUAUUCUUUCGUAUAACAAGAGCGGAGAAUGGUGCGAAGCUCAUGCAUCUUCUAAUCAAGUCGGCUGGGUACCGUCAAACUACGUAACACCGGUUAAUUCUUUGGAAAAGCAUUCUUGGUAUCAUGGUCCUAUAUCGAGGAACGCUGCCGAAUACCUUUUAAGCUCUGGCAUAAACGGUAGUUUUCUUGUGAGGGAAAGUGAAAGUUCACCGGGUCAACGUUCCAUUUCUUUAAGAUAUGAAGGAAGAGUCUACCACUAUCGUAUUAAUGAAGAUAACGACGGAAAGGUAUACGUGACAACGGAAAGUCGCUUUAAUACGUUAGCCGAAUUAGUUCACCAUCACUCAAUGCACUCGGAUGGUUUGAUUACGCAGUUAUUAUACCCUGCUCCGAAACACAAUAAACCCACUGUUUUCGCUCUAAGUCCUGAACCAGACGAAUGGGAAAUUAAUAGAACGGAUAUUGUUAUGCGACAUAAGCUGGGUGGAGGCCAGUAUGGUGAUGUAUACGAAGCUGUUUGGAAAAGAUAUAACAGAACAGUUGCUGUAAAAACAUUAAAGGAGGAUACAAUGGCGUUGAAAGAUUUUCUAGAAGAAGCUGCCAUCAUGAAAGAAAUGAAACACCCUAAUCUAGUCCAGUUAUUGGGGGUUUGUACCAGAGAACCUCCAUUUUAUAUUAUUACCGAGUUUAUGAAUAAAGGCAAUUUACUAGAUUAUCUGAGGCAUGCGAAUAAAGAUCAUAUUAAUGCCGUCGUUUUAAUGUAUAUCGCUACUCAAAUCGCCAGCGGAAUGAGUUAUUUAGAAAGUCGAUCGUUUAUUCAUAGGGAUUUAGCAGCGAGAAAUUGUUUAGUUGGUGAUAAUCAUUUGGUAAAAGUAGCCGAUUUCGGUUUAGCCAGAUUAAUGCGAGACGAUACGUACACAGCUCACGCCGGUGCUAAAUUUCCUAUCAAAUGGACCGCUCCCGAAGGUCUAGCGUAUAAUAAAUUUUCUACUAAGUCUGAUGUAUGGGCGUUUGGUAUCUUAUUAUGGGAAAUUGCUACCUACGGUAUGUCUCCUUAUCCGGGUGUUGAUCUCACCGAUGUUUAUCACAUGUUAGAAAAAAAUUAUAGAAUGGAAUGUCCACCGGGCUGUCCGCCGAAAAUUUACGAUCUAAUGAGACAGUGCUGGCAAUGGGUACCGAACGAAAGACCAACAUUCCAAGAAAUACACAAUUCCUUAGAAAAUAUGUUUCAAGAGUCUAGCAUCAUCGAAGAAGUAGAAAAACAGCUACAAGGUAAUUCUCAAUCGUUCAAGAAAUCGAGAUCGGAAAGUAAUACUUUAAAUAAUGAUGCUUCGAUUCCUAGUAAUAGUAAAGAUACUUCCAACACUAGAUUAUCUACUUUUGGCGGUAGCGUUCCUGAUAGAGUACAGUUAAGAAGACCAAUUAAUAAAAAAGGAAAAACCGCUCCUGCCCCUCCUAAACGUACUAGCUUGCUGUCGUCUUGUAGUUCAUUUCGAGAUUCUCAAUACGGUAAUGGAGCUGGUAACGCUAAUAGCGGUAGUCACGAAUUCGAUUCCAAUAUGAUAUUCCACGGUCAUCAGAUUAAUCCCGAGGAUGGAUCUUAUCUGAACGGUGCUGGAAAAGAUCCUUAUUUCAAGUCGAAUAGAGGCGAUAGCGAAAGCGAGAUUUUAGAGCAAACUCCGGAUACAGAUGAUUCCGGACCGCAUUCAUGUCCAGGAGAAUGGACGAAACAUUCCAAUACUAAUAGUAGUAAUCGAAAUAUUACUCAACAUAAGGCUAAGAAAGUACAUAAAGUUACCAAUGCGAACGUCAAAGAAAGUCCAACUUCUAGUUCGAGUUCGCAAAAACAAGUACAAGUGGCAGCGCUGGAAGUGCAAAACGUCAAAAGAGCAAUCAAUCGAUACGGAACGCUACCAAAAGGAGCUCGAAUCGGCGCAUAUUUAGAAUCCUUACGUCAAAACGGCAUCGGCGAAGAAGAAAACGCCGACUUGGCGAGCUCUUCGACUAUGGCUUCGUCGAAUGUAGGUUCUUCUUCAACGUCGAAAACAUCCUGCGCCCAGCCAGGCAAUAUGAUGAGGAGUAAUUCUUCGGGCGGAUUCCAACAUAAUCAUACCAGCGGUACGUCGUCUUUGUCGCGAAACCGAGCAGCGCCUCCGUGUUUAGCCGAUCUAGAAUUCCCGCCUCCUCCGCCGCCCGAAGAAUUAGAAUGCGAAGACGUCACCAAUCUGCAGCCGUCCACGGAAGAGGCGAGUUUCAGAUUCGGCGUUAAUUUACGACACCGAGAACCGUCUACGGAUUCUUGUAACAGUGCUAAAUCCGAACCGGCUAAGAAAAUCGCUUCCGGUAAAGGGACACGUGCAUCACCUCCAUCGCCGCCCGAUCAAAAUUCCCUCAGCUUACCCCCUAGUCCGCCCGAUCCUCCGGAAGAAACCCAGUCGCCGGUUGUUGGCGAAAGUACCAAACAAAACGAACCCGAAGAAAAGAGCUCCCUUAACCAUAAUUUAUAUAAAAGCGCGAUUCCGGGCAUUAUGAAAGAAAUGAUGGAUUUGAAGUUAGUAUCUGACGGUAAAGAUCGGUCUGGCGGCGAUACCGAAAACGAGUCGGCUGUUUCGAAAAAGCAAAAUCUUCGAAAGAUUUCAACCAGCGCGGAUACGAAAAAUGAGUCUGGUAACGUGUUCAAGGUACAGCUGAAAAAAGUCGAUCAGAAAAAAUCCUCGAACGAGGAUCCGAUCGACGUGAAAUCAAGACUGAAAAAAGUAGACAGCUCUAAAGUAUCCAAAGAAAUUAAAUCUAAUUCGAACGGCGAUAAUGUCAACGAAGAGGAAGAUAAACGUUGCAGUACCGGUAGUAUCAACAGCUUGAAGAAGCUGUGGGAGGGUGAAAGUCCGCCGGAAACGUCCAAAGAACGGAAAAUAUGGCCGCCCGACGAAAAACCCACCAUAGCUGUUAAACCUACGACUAAAACUGCCGUAAAACAAGCCAUAUACGCUACGCCUGGUGCGCUAGCCAAUGUACUAGAUAUUUGGCAAGUACUCGAGAAUAAUAUCGCGACGAUGAAAUCUUCGCAACCUGUGAAUUCAGCCAGCUGGCUCUUAUUGUCUGAUAAAGUCGCUUCUUUUCAUUCGGCUUGCUUAAGUUAUGUAGAUUCGGCGGCGCCUCCUCAUUCUAAAUUUCAUCUCCGAGAAUUGCUGACCAAAUUGGAGACUAAAUCGAGACUACUACGUACGUCCGGUGCCCGUAAUAAUAAAACAUUGGACGAUUUAUACGAUAUGCUUAAAGAUGUAAUCAACGCUGUGCAGAAAUGAGAAAUUUUUCGAAUACCGUACCCAGAAUAGGUCGAUUGGUUCUACCGUAUUUUCUCUAUAUCUCUCUCGAUUAAAUGAUUUCGUCGGUUUCGUUCGAAAAGCAAUCGCUUCGCGACACGUUUCCCUCAAACUAAACGAAAUGCGCUGAAAAUAACGAGUUUCAAAUUGCGGCACGUUCUCGAGUGAAAGUCAUUGGAAAAAUUUUAAUUUUGUAGAAUUAUCGAGGUGCUAGUUACCAUAAUUUUCACACUGUUUGGUUUUAUUUACGUUCCGAAUUUAUCGACAAAUUUUUAAUGCGACUGGCACAAUGCUUCCGAUGUCAGACGUACGCUUCAGAAGUAUUUUUUCGCGUAAACGAAUUUUAUUAGCUCGAGUAGUUUUGAUUUUAGCAUUUUUUUACUAAAUUCAAACCAAACGCUUCUUUUGCUGAUUGUAUUUGAAUUGUUUAUUCAGAUGUUACGUAUUUUCAUCGAAAAACAAUCAAAUUAAUCGAAAAGAUAAGUUUUUCAGUUUGCCGCUGUCUUCCGAAAUUUUCCGCAUAAUAUUAUGCUCAUUGCUCAACAUGCUGUUAAUUUCUCAAUUAUUGCAUUUAUUUCUUCUAAGAAUAGAAUACACAUCGAACUAGCUAAGGUGCUGAUUAAUAAAUAUUAGCUCGGUUUUUAUUUUUUAAUUGUUCAUUAUUUCAAUGGUUUAACUAUUUUUCAUUCGAUUGAUUUUUCCUGAAAACAUAUGUCAUUUUUGAAUUUCAUUACAUCUUGCACCUGCGUUUAAUCCAUCUAUUUAACGUUUAUCAUUGUAUCUUCAAUAUAUUUCCAGUUUUCGAGCUUCAUUGCUGGAAAGCCUUUUUUUUUCUCGUGUAUUUCAAAAUAAAGACUGAAAAAUUAUGUAAACUUGUAAACGUGUGUAAAUAUACUUAAACGAAUACAACGUAUUUACGCUGUAUUUUUGUUCUAGUCCGUUUAAUUUUAACUUAUUGUUUAAAAUGUGAUUUCUUUUUUCCUCAAUUUGUACAAUUCCAGAAAAUUUCAUUUUUCGUAUAUUGAUAUACCCAAAUAUCUUUUAUGGAAAUGAUUUCGUUCAACGCGAACAUGUGAAGCUUUUUUAUCGUACAAAUAUAAUGCUUGAAAUUAUACCUAUGCGUAUCGUAAGUGUUGAUAAGUACUGAUGUGGCCAUGGAAUAAAAAACACGUAUUUUGUCCCUCAAAUUAACGUGUAUUAAGAGAUAUUAUAGUGCGUAGUCUUUACGAAUUUAUUAAAAGCGUUCAAAUUUUUCAAUUUCUUCCAUAGUAAUAUUCUUAUGUAACUAAUCGCUAAUUUUGUACAUAAUAACUUUUUUUUACGUAUUUUUUUUUAUUUUUCCUUUUAUUAUUACCAAUUUGCUGUAAAAAUAUAUGUAUUCCGAAAUAGAACAUUUUAGAGAAA